AAACAAUGAAUGACGAGAGAUUGGAUUGUAUUAAGGUGUCUCAAUAGGUUGCGGAUAAAUUGAAAAGUCAGGCAUUAGAUUUCAAAAAGCUUAUGGACAAUUUUCAAAAGAGAUUUCAAUAGGAUCAAAGCAACGAAUAUUAUAUUAUGAGCUUGAAGUAUUUAAAUUAUAUAAUUCAGGUGGCUAAAUCAAUGGAAGGAGUAUGUUUCAUAUGAGGAAUUGCUGGCGAACAAGAACCCGAACAAACACUUUGGAAAACUCAAUCUGGAGCAUAUAAACAUAAAUUUAGAGGAUAAAGUAAAUAAAUGCUUCAAAUAUCACCCCAUAAAAGAUCACCCUUGGAAUACAUUCAUGAAGGAAAAUCUCUAAGAAAAUGUAGACUAUAUUAUAGUCGAUAAGGAGAUUUGGCAAUUCUUUACAACAUAUUAUCAUGGCACUCCAAUAAUGAGAAUGUCAAAUGGAUCAGGAACAGAGAAGACAGUCGCAGUCAAUUUAUUAAAAGUAUUAGUUUAUUAUUAUUGUUCGAGUUUAAAACUGCUUUGCUUUAUCCAGCAGUAAUCAAAUAGAUUGCAUUAGAUAAAUUUUAUAAAUAAACUUUUGAUCAAGAGUACUUACAAGUGGAUAGAAGCAUGAAAUUGAAGGAAUAUUACAGUUUGUUAUCAAGGACUGUUCUCACAUUUUCAGGUAAUUUCGCCAAAGCCAACAAUGUCAGAAUUUGGAGAUAUCAAUCAGAUUAGAAGGAUGUUUUCAAAGCAUUCUUUGCAGAUAUUCAGAAGCAAGUUGGAGAAUUGGAAAAUAAUGAUGAAAUGAGUUUUGAUUUCAAUGGCGAUUAUAUUCAUUAUUCAAUAUACGAAACUAUUGAAGAUGUAGGGAUAUUAGAUAGUCAUUUGAUUAUUAUAGAAGUAACAAUCGAUGUAAUCUAAAUAGUUUAAAGAUGAACUUAAACCUUGGUGUAUUCGUAAUAAUGCAGUUUAAGUAGAAGGAAAGUGUGAGAAUUGUUAAAUGGUCAAAACACUUAAUCAUCCUUGUGUGUGUAGAAAAGUGUCCUAUUGUUCAUAAGAAUGCAAAGCUAAGGAUUACAACUAUCACAGUAUGAGAUGUGAAAAGUUUGGAUCAGACGAUGACACUAUCAGAGGUUUGAGUUAACAACCAAAUUCUAUUGCAGGAUUGGCUGGUCUGAGUAAUUUAGGAAAUACUUGUUUUAUGAAUAGUGGCACUCAAUGUAUUUCAAAUACUGUUCCAUUAACAGAGUAUUUUUUGAGUAAUCAAUAUUUUGAUGAAAUUAAUAUGGACAACCCAAUCGGAACAAAGGGUUAAUUAGUAAAAAGAGUGGGAGCUCUAUUAAAAAAGUUAUGGUAUGGUGAGAAAUAAGUUGUAACACCAACUAAUUAUAAAAAAGCUGUGGGUUAGUUUUAACCUAUGUUCAAAGGAUAUCAUUAACAUGAUUCAUCUGAAUUGAUCACUUUUGUUUUGGAUGGCAUUCAUGAGGAUUUGAAUAGAGUAAAAAAGAAACCAUAUGUGGAAACCAAGGAUAGUGAUGGAAGAACAGAUUUUGUUGUUGCCAAGGAAAGUUGGACAAAUCAUUUGGCCAGAAAUCAAUCUAUUGUUGUCGACCUGAUGUAUGGAUAAUACAAAUCUACUUUAAAAUGUCCAAAAUGUGAAAGGUUGUCUAUUACAUUUGAUCCAUACUUGAUGGUGUAAUUGGGAAUUCCAAGUUAGAAGAAAAGAACGAUCUCUUUUAAAUUCUUUGAUUCAUUCUUCAAUUCAACCUCUAAAAUUAUUCCAUUUGAUAAAAACAAAAAUAUAUCAUUGAAAGAAUAUUAUCAAGUAUUGAGUGAGGAAUUGAAAGUUAAACCGUAAAACUUAUUUGCGUAUAUUGCUAAUUAAUACACAUCUUUCGAAUUAUUAAAGGAAACCAAAUCUAUUAUUGAAAUAAGGAAAAGCGCUAAAAGAUAAUAAUUAUGCUUUAGGGCACUAACAGAUGGAGAAGUUUCGAUAUAAAAUAAGUUUCUAGUUUAAUUUUCUAAUAAAUAUUUGGACUAUUAAAAGAUGCAGUAUUUUUAGAGUGGAUUCUUUAUUUUUGAUGGAUCAAUAACAAGAAAAUAAAUGCAUCUCCAAAUAUUCUGUUACUUGCAACCAUUAUUUCCUGAUUAUUAAAAUUUGAAUUACGAGAAGAAUGUAUUCAAUAAAGUAAAUCUUUAAAUUAAUUAUUCUCUUAGUAUUACAGUCUCCUUUAUAAAUCAAAUAGUAAUUAUUGGAACCCAUGUUCUUAUUGCUAAUCCAAGAAUUGCAAUGAUUGUGAAGUCAAAUUUGAUGAUGAAGUUCUUGAGGAAACCAAAAGUAAGGUUACUGCUUCUGAUACCCAAAGCAAUUUCGAAGUCAUUAUUUUAUGGAAAGAAAGUCCAUUCAAAUCUGUUAAACUUUCUGAGAUUUUUAAUCAUUAUCGCAAUCAUAGUAAAAUUGAAGGUAUUUUUCUAUUUAAAUGCAAUAGUCGAAGAACCAGGAUAAUCAAAAACUCCAUUCCAGAACCAUGGUCAUUCUAAUCAACAUUCUGGCAGUGUCACCUUAGCUGAUUGUUUGCAAUUCUCUCAAUAACCAGAAUAAUUGAAUUCAGAGAAUACAUGGUACUGUAAAGUUUGUCAAGAGCAUGUCUAAGCUUUUAAAAGCAUGCAAAUUUAUAAGGUUAAUUUAAUAUCUAUCAUUAUAGGCUCCAUAAAUAUUGAUAUUCACUUUGAAACGAUUUAAGGCUUCCAAUCGAAUGUUUAAAUAAAAGCUUGAUACUUUCGUCGACUUUCCUAUCAAUGGACUUGAUAUGACGGAUUAUUUAAUCAACUCGAAGACUCCUCAAGAAUAUGAAAAUGAAACUGAAGAUGACAAUGGAGAAAAUAACAAAUAAAGAGUCCUUUAUGAUUUAUAUGCUGUAUCAAAUCACUUUGGUGGCCUUGGAGGAGGUCAUUACACAGCUUAUGCUAAAAACAAGGUAUUCAUUUCUCAACAUUCUGUAGCACACAAAAAAAUGGUAUAAUUUUGACGACUCUCAUGUUGCUGAAACAAGUGAAUCUUAGGUGGUUACAAAAGCAGCAUAUGUCCUUUGCUAUCAAUUGAGAACUGAUGAAUCUACGAAUGUUUAAGGGCAGCAAGCUCAAACCAUUAAACAAAAUGAGUAGUAUGAUAAAUGAUAAAUUAUUAAAGGUUUUUAC
This is a messenger RNA of Paramecium octaurelia, 3200 nucleotides long. The record is from the annotation of a GenBank genome assembly. Lineage: Eukaryota; Ciliophora; Oligohymenophorea; Peniculida; Parameciidae.